Messenger RNA from Strongylus vulgaris, 998 nucleotides. The record is from the annotation of a GenBank genome assembly. NCBI's taxonomy places the organism in Eukaryota, Metazoa, Nematoda, Chromadorea, Rhabditida, Strongylidae.
AUGUGGAUUCAGUACAUAUAUCCACAUUCUUCGAAGAAAUAUGCCCCCUCGGAGUUUGGAGAGCAAACUGACUUAAAUUGGAGGUUCAUGUCUACUGGAGAUCAGUAUGUAUACUGUAUUGUUGAAAAACAAACGGGAUACUCUCCAUUCGUGCUUCAGAACAAGCUUCUUGUUUUUGACCUAUGGAGUGGGACACGAAGCUACUAUAAAAGCUCUACAUCACCCGAUCUAGCGGAAUUCUAUGAGACAGGAGAAAACUACGGGAUUGCGGUAAUGGACGACGGAACGGACAUUUCGUUCCACCCUGUUACUAUCGACCAUGCACACCACAAAAUCGACAUAGGACAAUCACAAUUGUCUUUGGGGAAGUCUCCUAGUGCUACUGGAAUCCAUCGAGGUAGCUUUGGAUUCAGUACACGCAGUGCGAAAGGUGUGACCAUGGUAAUUCCAUAUGAUGGCGGAAUAAGUGUGAUUGAGAUGGAUGCAAAAUGCAAUGUCAAGAAAACAGUGGUUACUAAUGAGCGCUCCACCACAGAUAUCGAAUGCGACAGUGGGCCUUGGUCGCGCAGUGAGCCUUGGCAAGAGGGUCGAAUGCUUUACUGCUUCCACUCGGUGGCUGAUGAAUUCGAAGAAGACGAAUUUUCUGGCCUUAUCGUUUCUGCCAAUCUGGAUACCUCUGAAAUUUCCUGGGUUUCUCCAGCAGAAGAUCAUCCCAAUUCUUUUUUCGACGAUCCAAACCAUCCCGUAUGUCUGGUACGAACAGUCCAUCGCAGUGGCAGACUAUGGGUGACGACGGAGAAGUCCAUUGAGAAUUCUGUGAAGAUUUACGUCAAGGAUGAUAAUAAAUGGCACGAGUUGCAGCACCAUAUCACGGACACAAUGUUCUUGGUUGAUGUUCGAAAGGAUGGUAAUGCACUUGUAUUGAAUGUGGAAAAACAUCCCGAAGGACAUUUUCAGGAGGACUAUGUAUCAUUUGCAGUAAUGAAUAGAUGGUGAGU